This is a messenger RNA of Linum tenue, 2031 nucleotides long. NCBI's taxonomy places the organism in Eukaryota, Viridiplantae, Streptophyta, Magnoliopsida, Malpighiales, Linaceae. The record is from the annotation of a GenBank genome assembly.
AUGACGACGUCGACCAAGAUUCUUGGCCCUCCAUCAGUCGCCGGAGUGGCGGUGUCCGGCGAUAAACCCCAAACAACAGUUACUGUUCCAUCCCCACAAACUUCAAUCGAACCCCUCAUCGUCAAGAGCCAGACCCUGGGAUUGACGGAUGAUCCGCCGAUGGGCCUGUCGGAGCAAGGCUCCGCCACCUACCUCUCCUCCGGCAACCCCUGCCUCGACUUCUUCUUCCACAUCGUCCCCAGCACCCCCGCCGACAAAUUAGCCGACCGGCUCAAUCUGGCCUGGGCACGAUCCUCUCACCGCGCUCAAGCUUAUCUGCAAUCUUCGAGGGGUGCGAGGGCUAUUGCUGAGUUCGGCUAUUUCAAGGAUUUCGUCGAGAUUCUGUACCGGAUCCUCGAAGGCCUCGAUGUGAGGAAGAAAGCCGAGUUGGAGAGGCGAGAGGAGCGAGCAGCCAGGGUGAUGGCCAAGAGGAUGAGGAGAUACGCACACAUGUAUCGCCACGACGAGAACGAUGAGAAUUCCGAGGCUGGAGAAGAGCCGGAGGAUGAAGAGGCUGGGGUUGGAAUUACCCAGAAGGCCAAGAACUCGAAGAAAUCCGUCGAGGCCUCUGCCACUGCCAAGCCGAUCGACAAGGAAACGGCGAGGGCGAUGCGCAAGGAGCGAGAGGCUGCCAAAGCGGCCAAGGCGCUGAACCGGUACAAUUCCGAUUCCAAUUACAGGCUUCUCUUCGAUUCAAUUGCAGAUCUGCUGAAAUCCGACAUCGAGGCUCUUAAACCCAAGGAUUACUCGAGGAUCACUCUGGCGGCCAAGUGGUGCCCUUCGAUCGACUCCUCCUACGACAAAUCCUUGCUGAUAUGCGAGGCGAUUGCUCGCCGGAUCUUCCCCAAGAAGAGCGAGAAGGAGUACGAAUCCAUGGAGGAAUCCCACUACGCUUACCGCGUCCGAGACAGGCUUCGGAAGGAAAUCCUCGUCCCUCUCCGCAAACCGCUUCAAAUCCCAGAAGUUUACAUGAGCGCAAGAGAGUGGAAUUCCCUCCCUUACGGCCGCGUCCCGUCGGUGGCGAUGAAGAACUACAAGGAACUGUUCGUCAAGCACGACAAGGAGCGGUUCGAGGAGUACCUGGAGAAGGUGAAGACCGGGAAGGCGAAGAUCGCAGCAGGGGCGCUGCUACCGCACGAGAUCAUCGCCCAGCUCAACGACAGCGACGGUGGGGCGGUGGCGGAGCUUCAGUGGGCGAGGGUGGUGGAGGACAUGAAAAAGCAAGGGAAGCUGAGCAACUGCAUUGCUGUUUGUGACGUGUCUGGCAGCAUGGACGGGACGCCAAUGGAGGUGUGCGUUGCGCUCGGGCUGCUGGUUUCGGAACUGAGCGAGGAGCCGUGGAAAGGGAAGGUGAUCACGUUCAGUGAGGAUCCGGAGAUGCAUUUGGUGGAGGGGGAGACGCUCAAGGAGAAGACCGAUUUCAUCCGGAGGAUGGAUUGGGGAGGCAGCACCAAUUUCUACAAGGUGUUCGACAAAAUGCUCGACACGGCGGUUUCGAACAAUUUGAGGGAGGAUCAGUUGGUAAAGAGGGUGUUCGUGUUCAGUGACAUGGAAUUCAAGGAGGCUUAUGAGGAGCCUUACUCCUACCCCCAGCACCACUACUACGGAGGAUCUGACGAUGACGAUAAUGACUAUGACUAUGACUAUGACGAUGACGAGAACGAGAACGAGAACGAGGAGGAGGAGGAGGAAAAGGAAGUGGCUGAGGAGGCGAAGGCGGAGAACAGGAGCUGGGAAACGGAUUAUCAGGCGAUACAGAAGAAGUUUGGGGAGAAAGGGUACAACAGGGUACCGGAGAUUGUGUUCUGGAACCUGAGGGACUCGUCGGCGACGCCGGUGGUGGGAACGCAGAAUGGGGUGGCGCUGGUGAGUGGGUUCUCGAAGAAUUUUCUGACUAUGUUCAUGGAUGGAGAUGGGAUUGUGAAUCCAGAGGGUGUGAUGGCGUUGGCCAUUGCUGGGGAGGAGUAUAAGAAGCUUGUGGUGUUCGACUGA